Thlaspi arvense is the source of this 1110-nucleotide messenger RNA. NCBI's taxonomy places the organism in Eukaryota, Viridiplantae, Streptophyta, Magnoliopsida, Brassicales, Brassicaceae. The record is from the annotation of a GenBank genome assembly.
AUGGAGGUAAUGACUACGAGACAGAGAACAGAUCUUGUCUCCAAUAUACCUGCUCUUAAGAAACUCGAUUUGAUGCUCAUCGAUUGUCUUGAUACAUUCAAGGAUCAGGAUGAGUUCUAUUACGUCACAACCGAUUCUCCGGAAUCUUUAAGCAAUAACUCGUCCAGGAACGAUGAUAAGUGGUGGCUUCCUUCAGUGAGAGUUCCACCUAAAGGCUUAUCUGAAACGUCGAAAAGGUUUCUACUGAGUCAGAAAGAAUGUGUGAGCCAAGUUCUCAAAUCCGCAAUGGCCAUAAACGCUGAAGUCUUGUCUCAAAUGGAAAUCCCUGAGAGCUACAUUGACUCACUUCCUAAGAAUGGGAGAGCUAGUCUUGGAGAUGCGAUCUACAGAAUGAUAACAUUAGACAUGUUUGAUGCAGAGCAAUUCCUUCUUGAAAUGGAUUUAUCAUCUGAGCACAAGAUUCUUGAUCUAAAGAACAAAUUCGAAGCUUCGGAUGUGAUAUGGAAGAGAAAGAUUUUGCAGAAAGACAACAAGUCGUCGUCUCCAUUUAGUACGAAUUUGAGUAUGGAUAAGAGACAACAGUUGGAAGAAAGAGCAGAAACAAUCUUGCUUCUUCUCAAACAAGAUUUCCCUGGGAUCUCUCAAUCCACACUUGACAUCAGCAAGAUACAAUUCAACAAAGAUAUAGGGUUAGCUAUAAUGGAGAGUUAUUCGAGGGUUCUUGAGAGCUUGGCAUACACGGUAGUAUCAAGAAUAGAGGAUGUUCUUGAAGCUGAUCAGCUAACGCAGGACCCUGAAAUCGCGGUUUGUAAGAGAUAUAUAGUGAAGGAAACAGAGAGUCCGAAGAAGGAAGAAGAACAAAACUUUUGUCUUUUAGAGGAUAGACCCAAAAAGCAGAAGCGUCCCAUUUCACUGUCACAGGUAAUGCAGUGGAAUAUGGAAGACCAAGAACAGUCCAAGAAAGAAAAGAACGAUGCGCCAUUCAAAGAAUCAGGCAAGAAACUGUUGACCAGAGUCUCAAGCAUGAUCAUGGCUAACAACAAGAAGACUGGUUCUUAUCUUGAAUCUCUUGGAACCACAAGGAGUCCAACCGCAGGGCGAUACUCUUGA